CUUUUCAGAUGAGCGAAUGAAUGGCGAGCGGAGACAGAGUGCAGCAGAGCCCCAGACUUGCUGACCUAAAUCAAUCCCCAGUCAUGUCUGGGUGGAGAGAGAGGCAGGGCAGACAGGCUUGGAGAGAGAGAGAGAGAGAGAGAGAGAGAGAGAGAGAGAGAGAGAGAGAGAGAGAGAGAGAGAGAGAGAGAGAGAGAGAGAGAGAGGCAGGGCAGACAGGCUUAGAGAGAGAGAGACAGAGAGAGAGAGAGAGAGAGAGAGAGAGAGAGAGAGAGAGAGAGAGAGAGAGAGAGAGAGAGAGAGAGAGAGAGGGAGUGCCUUACCUUCACUUCACUUCCAGUCCAGAAACCAGCACCUAGUGUCGCAGCCAACCAGCCAUCGUGUGGAGAGUCCUUGGGAUUGCAGCGCAGAGCGGCGAGACUUUCAGGACAGACAAUACAGCAUCCUUUUUGGCUGGGCUGUGAAGCUGACGGUUGAUAUCCAGAGAGAACCAACGCCUUUCUCUUGCUGACAAUUUCAAACACUUUGGUCUGAUAGAGCCGAGCAGCGACCCAGUUGAAGGAAUAAAAAUGACAUGCAUAAUGGAGCGAGACAUCGGAGCCAACUGUCAGGAAAAAUCAGGCUCUGGGAGAUUAAAUCAUUCAUGCUAUGAAUUUACACUUUCAUAUUAUCUCCACCUACCCCUCAUAUUAUCUCCACCUACCUCUCAUAUUAUAUCCACCUACCCCUCAUAUUAUCUCCACCUACCUCUCAUAUUAUCUCCACCUACCUCUCAUAUUAUCUCCACCUACCUCUCAUAUUAUCUUCACCUACCCCUCAUAUUAUCUCCACCUACCUCUCAUAUUAUCUCCACCUACCUCUCAUAUUAUAUCCACCUACCCCUCAUUAUCUCCACCUACCUCUCAUAUUAUCUCCACCUACCUCUUAUAUUAUCUCUACCUACCUCUCACAUUAUCUCCACCUACCUCUCAUAUUAUCUACACCUACCUCUCAUAUUAUCUCCACCUACCUCUCAUAUUAUCUCCACCUACCCCUCAUAUUAUCUCCACCUACCCCUCAUAUUAUCUCCACCUACCCCUCAUAUUAUCUCCACCUACCUCUCAUAUUAUCUCCACCUACCUCUCAUAUUAUCUCCACCUACCUCUCAUAUUAUCUCCACCUACCCCUCAUAUUAUCUCCACCUACCUCUCAUAUUAUCUCCACCUACCUCUCAUAUUAUCUCCACCUACCUCUCAUAUUAUCUCCACCUAUCCCUCAUAUUAUCUCCACCUACCCCUCAUAUUAUCUCCACCUACCCCUCCUUUUAUCUCCCCAUACCUCUCAUAUUAUCUCCACCUACCUCUCAUAUUAUCUCCCCCUACCCCUCAUACUAUCUCCACCUGCCUCUCAUAUUAUCUCCACCUACCUCUCAUAUUAUCUCCCCCUACCCCUCAUAUUAUCUCCACCUACCUCUCAUAUUAUCAUCACCUACCUCUCAUAUUAUCUCCACCUACCCCUCAUAUUAUCUCCACCUACCCCUCCUUUUAUCUCCCCAUACCUCUCAUAUUAUCUCCACCUACCUCUCAUAUUAUCUCCCCCUACCCCUCAUAUUAUCUCCACCUGCCUCUCAUAUUAUCUCCACCUACCUCUCAUAUUAUCAUCCCCUACCCCUAAUAUUAUCUCCACCUACCUCUCAUAUUAUCUCCACCUACCCCUCAUAUUAUCUCCGCCUACCCCUCAUAUUAUCUACACCUACCUCUCAUAUUAUCUCCACCUACCCCUCAUAUUAUCUCCACCUACCCCUCAUAUUAUCUCCACCUACCCCUCAUAUUAUCUCCACCUACCCCUCAUAUUAUCUCCACCUACCUCUCAUAUUAUCUCCACCUACCCCUCAUAUUAUCUCCACCUACCUCUCAUAUUAUCUCCACCUACCCCUCAUAUUAUCUCCACCUACCCCUCAUAUUAUCUCCACCUACCUCUCAUAUUAUCUCCACCUACCCCUCAUAUUAUCUCCACCUACCCCUCAUAUUAUCUCCACCUACCCCUCAUAUUAUCAUCACCUACCUCUCAUAUUAUCUCCGCCUACCCCUCAUAUUAUCUCCACCUACCCCUCAUAUUAUCUCCACCUACCUCUCAUAUUAUCUCCACCUACCCCUCAUAUUAUAUCCACCUACCUCUCAUAUUAUCUCCACCUACCCCUCAUAUUAUAUCCACCUACCUCUCAUAUUAUCUCCACCUACCCCUCAUAUUAUAUCCACCUACCCCUCAUAUUAUCUCCACCUACCCCUCAUAUUAUAUCCACCUACCUCUCAUAUUAUCUCCACCUACCUCUCAUAUUAUCUCCACGUACCCCUUAUAUUAUCUUCACCUACCUCUCAUAUUAUCUCCACCUACCUCUCAUAUUAUCUCCACCUAUCCCUCAUAUUAUCAUCACCUACCCCUCAUAUUAAGCUGCAUCUAUUUUCCAGGUAUAAGUAAUGACAUUAGUGAAUGUUACCAGUAUUGUACAAUUAUCCUCCUCCCAUCUCCACCCAUACUUGGGGUGUUAGG
This is a messenger RNA of Salvelinus fontinalis (brook trout), 2529 nucleotides long. Its product is annotated as adhesive plaque matrix protein-like. The transcript has 2 exons. NCBI's taxonomy places the organism in Eukaryota, Metazoa, Chordata, Actinopteri, Salmoniformes, Salmonidae. The record is from RefSeq and is a predicted model, not a curated record. The coding region runs from base 570 to 2429 and encodes 619 amino acids.